CAUUACCAUUCUGAACCAAUUCGUCGAUUCUUACAGCAUUUGCCGGAGUUCUUCUCUCUCUACCUUUCUCUCUCAUCAAUCGGUUUCAAACAAUGCUAAGCAAAUGGUUGGCGUAGAAUCCAAUCCAUGGUAGCCUGUCAAUCUUCAACCAAAAUCUAGGCUUCCAUCGAGAUAUCAUUUUCCGGCUGCCGGUGGGUGGGGACUUCUGUGAGAAUUUCAUUUUUCUGUAUUUCUCUGUGGAGAUCUUCUCCGAUUAUUCCAUUUCUAGGUUUUGGUUUAGGAAUGAAUGUUAGGUUUUCGCGAUGGGGGAGGCUAAUUGUUUGUGUAUAAUCAUGCUUUUUGGUUGAAAAUUUGGGGCAAACGCGUGUAGAUUGCUGGUUUGUUUAUGUGUUUGAGAAAUUAUUCGAUUUUAUUGUAAUUGAUUUUAGGGGCUUUUUAUUUGAGGCUAUGUAUAUUGAGAAAUUGAAGGAAGAGGAGUUGCAGAGUGGGGAAGAGGGGAAUUCAGGUGUUAUCGUUAGUAAUUUGGAGAGCCAAAGCAUUGUUAGGUCUGAUGUGAAAAGGAUCGUUGUUGGAGUUGGGGCUCGUGUUCUUUUCUACCCAACUUUGCUUUACAAUGUUUUCAGAAAUAAGCUUCAGACGGAGUUUCGAUGGUGGGACAAGGUUGAUGAGUUCAUAUUGUUAGGUGCUGUUCCAUUCCCUGCGGAUGUUCCCUGUUUGAAGGAGGUUGGCGUUCGAGGAGUGAUAACACUAAAUGAGCCAUAUGAGACCUUGGUUCCUUCGACUCUAUAUCGUGAUCAUGGAAUUGAUCAUCUGACCAUUCCGACUAGAGACUAUUGCUUUGCACCUUUAUUGAGUGACAUUUGUGUUGCUGUAAAUUUCAUCCACAAAAAUGCAUCACAUGGACAGACUACUUAUGUUCAUUGUAAAGCUGGACGCGGGCGUAGCACAACCAUUGUUAUUUGCUAUUUGGUGCAAUACAAGCAAAUGACGCCAGAAGAAGCUUAUAAACAUGUGAAGUCAAUCAGGCCAAGGGUGCUUUUAGCACCAUCACAGUGGCAGGCUGUCCUAGAAUUCUACCGCCUGAUUGUGCAGAAGGAUGCUUCCUUCUGCCACAUAAAUGAUUUAGGAAAGAAAGAAUCAGAAUCAGCGCAUGAUCUUAUUGCAUUUGAUGAUAGUUCUGUAGUUGUUGUAAAAGAAUCCGAUCUUGAUGGAUAUGACGAAAGUAGCAGCCAAAGUGAAAUGGGUGAUAUCUGGGCAGAUUUAAGUGUAGUCUGCAGGGUUCGUGUUGCUGGUCAGGCAGCCCUCACAAGAUUCUCUUGUUUGUUGCUCAGCUAUCGAGAAAAACACCAUAGCCAGGAGAUUAAAGGUGAUGAUCCAGGCGUCAGGAAGGGCUGUUCACUCAGUGCAACUCAUUUGGAAGGGUUCAGUGUGGACAUUCAUGUCUAUUAAACCAACUCAGAGGUCACAACUUUUCUGAACUUGCCUCAUAUGUAUAUAUAUAUAUAUAUAUGAUAAAAUAUAGCUAAAUAUGUACCAGGCAGAAUUGAAAUUGUUAAUAUAUUCCUGUAAGUGAGAUUGUACUGUCCAAUAUGUUCUCAUUCUGAAUGCAUUAAUGCAAUUCUCAUGUUUCAUA
Molecule: messenger RNA, 1633 nt
Organism: Cucurbita pepo subsp. pepo (vegetable marrow)
Lineage: Eukaryota; Viridiplantae; Streptophyta; Magnoliopsida; Cucurbitales; Cucurbitaceae
Source: RefSeq, a predicted model, not a curated record